Molecule: messenger RNA, 3398 nt
Organism: Hippocampus zosterae (dwarf seahorse)
Lineage: Eukaryota; Metazoa; Chordata; Actinopteri; Syngnathiformes; Syngnathidae
Gene: paxbp1
Product: PAX3 and PAX7 binding protein 1
Exons: 17
Coding region: 136-2937 (933 amino acids)
Biological process (GO): positive regulation of transcription by RNA polymerase II; mRNA splicing, via spliceosome
Cellular component (GO): nucleus
Molecular function (GO): DNA binding
Source: RefSeq, a predicted model, not a curated record
ACAUCUAACGGAAAGAAGAAGAAGCGCACCGUGAGGAAAAUGGCUCUUUAGCAGAAUGGAUGUCAACUAACUCACCCGUGGUUGAUCUCUGUGUAUCGAUACUUUAAGCAUGCUUUAUCACCGCUGACAGCCAAAAUGUUCAAAAGGAUCAAACGCGCAAAUCUUCGACGAAGGAACGAGUCCGAUGAGGACGAGCGGGAGGAGAAUGUGCAGCCGAUGCUCGCGCCGACGUUGUUCGGGCCUGUUUUGGAGGAAGUCCCGUUCCUGGAGACGUCCAGCGGCAGCAACGACGUAAGCUUAAGCCCCAGGAGCAACGGCUUCGGGGUCAAUUUUAAAAGCGUCAGGAGGGACAAGAAGGCGAAAGACGGCGCUCCGGUGCUCGGACCGACGAAAGCCAGUUUGCUGAGUUUCGACGAUGACGAAGAAGAAGAAGGACCAGAGGUCUUCCGAGUGAAGAAGUCCAAUCACAGCAAGAAAAUAGUCAAGCAGCUGAAGAAAGAAUACAAGGAAGACUUGGAGAAGUGUGGUGUCGUCAAAACAGAAGUAGUGCCUCAACCUUUUGUUGCCAUCAAAGAAGAAGUGGUCAGCAAAGUGGGCAGUGAGCAUGGCGUGGAUGAAAUGGAGGUUGAUAGUGCUGACGACCAGAGGGAAGAGGCGAAAGGCAAUCAAGUACAGAGGAGCAGCAACAACACUGGAGCAACAUUCAACACGCUCUCCUCCCUCAACACUUUGAGACCUGGCGAGAUUCCCGAUGCAGCAUUCAUUCAUGCUGCUAGAAAGCGUCGACAGCUGGCCAGAGAGCUUGGGGGAGAUGCCCCACUUGUCGAGACGGAAGCCCCCAAGAAACGCCUGGCGCAGGAAGACCAAGACGGGAGUGACGACGAAGACGAGGAAGAGAAACGCAUCCGGUUUAGCGGCGUGAGGAGCAAAACCCAAAGGCAAAAGAUCGCAGAAGAGAUUGGUAUCGAAGGCAGUGACGACGAGGCACUAGAUACAGGUCAUGAUGAAGAGGUGAGCCGAUGGGAGCAGGAGCAGAUCAGGAAAGGGAUCAGCAUACCACAGGUCCAAAGCAGCCAACCGGAGGACACCGCGGCUUACUACCAGAACAGCUACGAUACUCACCCUUACGGCGCGGGCUACAACAUGCCCUUCACCUACAGCGUGAUGCCCCCGCAGGCCAGCAAGCCCCCAGGCCCGGCAGACUGCACUUCGGCUCACUUUGGGCUCUCUGUUAGCGACUUAGCCCCGGUGUCCAUUGAUCUGGUAAAGAAACGCCUGCAGGAUAGGCUCGGUCAUAUGCGUACAGGCCACAACGCCAACAUCAAUCGCUACACGCAGAUCCAAGAAGACCUUGCCGCCUCAGAGAGCGCCAUAAUGCAGCUGGACGGCUCGUCCAAUGACAAUGCAGAUCAAUAUCAAUUCUUGCAAGAGAUGCGAGGGUAUGUUGGAGACUUGCUUGAGUGUUUCGGUGAAAAGGUGCCUGCCAUCGAGGAGCUGGAGGCUGCCAUGCACCAGUUACUAAGGCAACGGGCCUCGCGACUCGUCCAGAGAAGACAGGAUGAUAUAAAAGAUGAAUCGGCGGAGUUUGCAAGCCUUUCAAAUAAAGCCAUCAUGGCUCCCAGUCUGGAUUCAUUUGGUCAUGACCGCACAUUGUACCAAGAGAGCAGUCGCCAAAGGAGGAUAGCGGAAAGGGAGGCCCGACGAGCUCGACGGCGUCAAGCGCGAGAACAGAACGGAAAGUGGGCGGAGCACAAAGAAGGCUUGUCGUCCGAUGACGAGGAGACCUCCACGGACAUGACCAGCUUCAGCGUGGAGCACGAUCGCAUCACUCGAGAAUGUCAGAAAGUUUUUGAGGACGUGCUGGAGGACUUUCAUUCCAUGGACUACAUCAAAUCCCAAUUUGAAACGUGGAGGCGGAACUACGCCGAGUGCUACAGAGACGCGUACAUCGGCCUCUGCCUGCCCAAACUCUUCAGCCCUCUCAUUCGACUGCAGCUCAUCACGUGGAACCCACUUGAGGCGAGGACUGGUUUUCGACUUGAGUUUUUAACCUUGCGCCGAGCCAAAUCUCAAAAGCAGUCUUGUUAUGCUCCUCUCCAGGCGCAGUGCACCAACUUUGAGUACAUGCUCUGGUUUGAGACGCUGCUGUUUUACGGCUUUGAGGAGCACAGCACGUUGCAGAAAGGAGACAGCGACAUCGGCCUGCUCCCGGCGAUCGUGGAGAAGGUUGUCCUCACCAAAUUGACAGUGUUGUCCGAGCAAGCGUGGGACCCGCUGUCAAACAGUCAGACGGCACGGCUCGUGGGUUUCAUUCGCCGCCUGAUGAAAGGUUACCCGACCGUGUUGCACGGGGACAACCAGUACACACGGGAGUUGUUGAGAACAGUCGUCCUGCGUAUUCGGCGGACACUGGAUGAAGAUGUCUUCCAACCUCUGUACCCCAAAAAUUUGCUGGAAAACAAGAACGGCGGUCCUUACUUAUUCUACCAGAGGCAGUUUUGGAGUUGUGUUAAGUUGUUGGGGAACAUCCUGCAAUGGGAGGGGAUCGUCUCCACUUCCUGUCUCAAGGACCUGGCUUUAGACAGCACUCUGAAUAGGUACAUCCUCUCCGCGCUGCAGACCACCGAAGCCAGCGAGGACAAUGUUCACAAGUCCCAAAAGGUGGUAGACUGUUUGCCGAUGCAAUGGUUCAAUGGGCUGAAGGGCCAGAAGACGCUUCCGCAAUUGGAGCCGCUGUGUCGCUACCUCGUCCAUUUGGCUAAUUCGUUGAACCGCAGCAGCUUGGGCGCUUCUGAUGUAGAAAGACGUGUGACAAAGGAUCAAGUGAAAGAGAUUGUGAAGAUGCUGGUUUACAUGAAGGCUGUGGACCACAUAAUUGCCGUGGCAGCUGAGCAAGGCAUUAAGGACAUCAAGUCUCUGUUGGAUACCAAGUCAUAGACAGAGGGAGGGCCGCGCCGACAAGUUCUUCAUUAUGUUUGACUCCUCACUAAAUUGGACUCUGGGAUAAAAUGUGCAUACUGAAUAAAACACCUGUGUAAAUAUUGUGAAUAAUGUAUAGAAAGGUUCCUCUCUUCAUGCACUUGUCUAAUAAUCUUGUAUCAGCCAGUCUAAGAGACUCUGGCUUCAUGCCAUAAUACAUGGACGCAAGAUUACCGGAUAAAAUAGACUUAACUAAGUAUGCACCGUAUUUUUAUUUUAUGUAAAAACUGCCUUGUGAGUGACUCCUUUCACAUUUCUUCCUGUAUGUGCUAAAAGUGACCUCUUGCUGCACCACACACACAAAGAAUAAUGCCGCCGCCUCCUCACCAGCACAGAGUGUGCACACCAUCUGUGAAAGUUGUACUCUGGUCUUUUGUUUUAUCAUCCGUCUGCUUGUGAAUAAAGUAUACACUUGGAAA